This is a messenger RNA of Homalodisca vitripennis (glassy-winged sharpshooter), 864 nucleotides long. RefSeq names its product trypsin-4-like. The record is from RefSeq and is a predicted model, not a curated record. The coding region runs from base 136 to 864 and encodes 242 amino acids. The transcript has a single exon. Gene Ontology annotation, biological process: proteolysis. Gene Ontology annotation, molecular function: serine-type endopeptidase activity. NCBI's taxonomy places the organism in Eukaryota, Metazoa, Arthropoda, Insecta, Hemiptera, Cicadellidae.
UUAAAUAAGCCUACUAUAACUUCAAAUAAGUAAACUACACACUUUUUUUAUUCUAAACAAGUUUUAAAUAUUAUGUUGUUAUAGAAAUAAGCACAAAUAUUAAAUUUUCAGUAAUAACACAGUAAAUAUGUAAUCAUGGCUGUACACAAGUUCCUAUUUGUUGUGUUAGUGAUCAUAAUACAUCGCAUUCCAAACCGGCCUGACCUCAGAGCACAGUCCUCAUGCACGGGGAAUUUGAUCAGAGAGGAUCUUGUGCUGACAGCAGCACAUUGCUUCUCGAACCCAGCCAACUAUAUUUUAGACUACGUAGAAAUCAGACUACUGUCAGGAGAAGUAUACAGGGUACUCAGCAUUCACAUCCAUCCCAACUACAGUAAAGUGGAAGGAUUUUAUAAUGACCUGGCCAUUAUCACAUGUACGACCACUGAACUAAAAACCAUUCUAGAAUUACCGAAUGAGAAUUACUCUACAAAUAAAUCCUGUAAAGCAGUCGGUUAUGGAGGUGAACAGUCUUUGAAUUCCUACAAAGUCAUUGAUAUAAAAAAGAAUUCACAAUUUUUGUUUAUGAAUGGAAUCAUUCACUUGCUUUUUAAACAAUAUACACCUUGCAAAGGUGACUCAGGAGGACCACUUCUAUGUGAGAACAAGAUUUACGGAAUUCUGUCCCAAGGGUCAGAAGAAUUAUGUCAUCAGAAGAAUGUAUAUAUAAUCUAUAUAAAUGUGUAUCAUCAUCUACAUUGGAUUCAGCCCUUCUUUGACUCACCCAUCAGAAGCAGAUCCAGUAGUAAUAUUUAUGAUAAAGUAAUCUUAAUGAUGAUUAUUACAUCUAUAAUUGCUUAUUUUGAUUAUUUUUGUUUUUUGUAA